UGCACGGGCCCUAUGUCAGUGUCAGUGUGUGUGUUUGUGUGUGUGUGACGCCCUGGAAAACAUUAACAUUGUCCCUGCAACGUUUACAUUGACAUUUUCUCUGAUUUUUAAACAGUAGAACAUAAUUUUUCUAAGACUUCAUGCAGAAAUGUGACUUCAAUUUUUCCCCUAUGCCGCCAAGAUGAAUCUUCUGCAACGAGUGGGUUUCAUCUUAGUGCUAGCGGCUUGCCUGGGUUUGGCUCUGUCUCUCCAGCCUGCGCACGAAAGGCCAAGUGGCUGCCCCACUUCUUGCAACUGCACCAAAGUGAAAAAUGGAUCUUUCCUCAAAGUACGGUGUUCUGACAAACUAGAUGUCCUCAGCAAGUUGGACUUGUCUGCGUUGGCCCCACAGAUAGCCCAUUUGGACCUCAGCAGAAGCACCAUUGUGGAUGUGGGGUCAGGAUAUUUUCUAAACUUCACCAACCUGAAACGACUAGAUUUAUCCUUUAACAAAAUAGAGGUCCUUCAGGAUCAUGCCUUUGAUGGACUAUCCAAUUUAGAGGUGUUGAAACUUAGCAACAACAAUUUGGCACGAAUAAACAGAGCAAUUCUUGAAAACCUAAUGCACCUCCAAAAAUUUGAUAUUGGAAACAACUUUCUGGAUUGUGAUUGUGCUCAGUCUUGGCUUUUUGAAUGGGCACGGAAUUUCAGUGGGAAAAAACUAACUUUAACAUGUGCAUCUCCUGUGCAAGCAAGGGGACUGCCUUUGCUGCAGUGGUACAAUGGGAGCAUCUCCAUGUGCACGAGUAAUGUUCUUUCUCUGGACAUUCUCAAAAUACAGCCGCAGCAAGAUCAGGUUGUGUUUGAGGGAGACCGCCUCAGGCUCCAAUGCCAAGCUUCCCUCGUGGGCCUGGACAGCCCGAGCAUAUCUUGGUUCUGGGGAAAGCAGGAUCCAGCAGUUGCAUUCAAAGAUGUUCACCUUGGAAGUGUUAAUGUUUCUGAUAAUGGUACACUUGUGAGUGCACUUAUUAUUGACCAAUUGAGCACCAAUCAUUCUGGCCAGUGGAACUGCCUGUUGGUGUCUGGACAAGCAAACCAUUCCAGGACAGUUUCUGUUAUUGUAAUCUCUGCUAAAACAAAGUACUGCCCUCAAAUAGUUACAAGGAACAACAAAGGUGUGUACGUCUGGCCUCAAACAGUUGUUGGCUUCAGUGCUGAACUCCCAUGUGAAGCAACUGAUUUUGACAACAUUCAAGAGCAGCAUGCAUACCACGCAUGUGAUAGUGAAGGCAAAUGGCACUCCUUGAAUACCUCCCUGUGUCCCUAUUCCAGUAGAACAACUCGUUUGCUUCAAGACUUUCUCAGGAUGAAUUUGAGUGAAGAUCAUGGACCUGCCAUAGUGGAGAGUGCUCAACAAUUAUUGAAUUUGUCCUGUGGGACGCCUCACUUAUCAGAUAAAAUGGAUGCCAUUUUUCUCUCCAAGGCAAUUAGUAACUAUGUAAAAUUUUUGCCAAAGUAUAAAGAGAUGGGCUCCUUAUUGGUCGACAUGGUGAGCUGCAUCACCCAGAUGCCCCGCAGUUUGUUACGGGCCGCACAGCUGGAAGAAAGAGCCAGCUCCAAACUAGUGCACGCAGUUGAAACUGUGACCCAGUACUCCUCGCCGUUACAAUCUCAAAGGGGUACCUUAGCAGUUGAAGAAUUUCAUGUUUCUCGUGAAAGCUUCCUAGGUCUGACAUGUGUUUGGUAUUCAGUCUCUGAUGAAAGCGGGUCUAUUGGGCCUGCUGGUGCACGACCUUCGCAGAUCUCCCAUUGUUCUGAAGGAAAUAACACAUCAUUCAUGUCAAGUAGAGCCAAGGCUUCAGUCCAAAUACCACCUACAUUAUUUUUCCAAUUGGAAAGGCAGGGUGAACAAGUCCAGCGUUCGCAUCAAUUAUUGAUAUCAAUGUAUGAGAAUAGCCAUCUAUUUCCACAAGUUAAUUUUAAUGAGUCUCAUGAUCGAUGGGACGUCGUUUCAAGCGUCAUAGGGGCCAAAUUAGUUGGCUUGGAUGUCCGGAAUCUUGCUGAGCCCCUCUACAUUGCGGUUCGCGCUCCCGCUGUCCAUGAGGCUGGGGGUUGGGCCCGACCAGUGUGGUGGGAUGAGGACCUGAAUGCUGGGGCAGGAGGUUGGAGCAAGCAGGGUUGCGCUUUAUCUCAUCUCAUGCACGGCAAACUUGUUUUCAACUGCGACAGAUUUGGUUACUUUGGCCUCUUGCAAGAAAUGCCUUAUGAGUUUGAACAAAGGGUCCCUAGAAGUAUCCUACAACUGGCACACCCAGCUAUUUACAUUGGAAGUUUAAUAUUGAUCCUCAGUCUGAUUAUUGCCAUUGUGACAUAUGUUGUGGCUGGGCCUCACAUUCAGAUGCCAAAGAGGACUAAGCAUGCCCUCAUUAAUACAUGGAUUGCAAUUGCCCUCCUUAGUUUCAUGUUCAGCAUUGGAGUUCAUCAAACAGAUGAUGUUGAACUUUGUCAGAGUGUUGGCAUGAUUCUUCAUUACUUAACACUGUGUGCCCUUUUGUGGAUGGCAGUAACUGUGAGCAAUAUGCGCUCAUCUUUGAACAAGAAACAUCCACUGGAAAUGGGUUCUGAGGAUGACCUACCGUCUAGCAGCACCCCUCCUCCAAAACCACUACUAGGGCUUUAUCUAGUUGGUUGGGGCAUCGGUCUGAUGGUAGUGGGAGUCAGUGGAGCAGUGAACUUGAAGCAGUACCGCUACUUGGUUCGAGACGAAUACUGUUUCCUCGUUCCAAAUUCGGCUCUUGGUGCUGUCCUUGUUCCCUGCGCUGCUGUUGUUGUGUACCUCCUUGUGUGUGUUUUGCUGGUACGAUGUGACCUCUCCCAGCGUCAAGCUGAUACAAAUGCCCAGUUGUCGGAUGGCACACAGGGCACUGAAAACGUGGAUUUGGACCUGUUGGACUGCACUGGGCCGGCCAGACCCGGGAUAGGUGCCUACAGUGUGGCAAGCACGGUGAGCAGUGAGGUGGAGGACGCCGAGCACACCCCCGCGACGCAGCUGCGCGCCACCCUCAUCGUGCUGCUGCUGUUCGUGUUGCUCUGGACGGCGGGGGCGCUCGCCACCGCCAACCAGCUGCACACCCUCCUGCCCCAAGCCGAGCUCGUCUUCAGCGUCCUGUACGCGGUCACCGCCUCCCUCAUGGCGGUCUUCAUCUUGUUCUUCCACUGCUUCGCCCGGAGCGACGUGCGCCCCUGCUGGCUCAUCCGGUGCAGGGGCCGCCACGUGUCGGACACGCGCACCUCGGAGCCACCGCCGCCAGCGCCAGCCGCCACCGACAAGCCGGUCGCCGAAAUCCCGGCCACGGAUAAAAUCUCGAACGCGGACAGGAGCAUUAUCUCUCAGGCUAACGGCCACGGCCCUCUCUCCAACCGCGUCUCCAGCACGAACAGCAUCAACUCCAACAAGUCGCGCAACCAAAGGGCUGCCGUGGAGCUCAACAAAGCCAGUGCCAAGCCCACUCCCGGCUCGCCGCAAGGGUCUCAGAAGGACUCCAACCUGCACCUCAUGCCAGUGUAUCGUUCCUACCCCAAUGUCGUGGAUGCGGAAAUGUUUUACAACCCACGGCAAAGUGACAUGGCUCGAAAGUUUUUCCGUAAGCAGAAGAGGCAAGCGAUGUGCUCUCAAAACCAAGAUUUCCGCCGUCGUGGCGACGGGCAAGGCAAUCAAUCUGACAUGGAGAGUACGUUGAGAGACUCGCUGAAGGGUUCCGGCUCCAAAGUGAGUAACACCAACAUCCAUGUGGAGCAGCGUGCAAAUGACACCUCUCCAAGUCAUGCCCAUAGCUUCAAUAUUCUCAUCAGUGAGGGUCCCAAUACAAGCAACCAAGAGCGCUGGGUUAUUGGGGCAGACAGCCCACCUCCUGUGAACAAUGAUGGAACAGUUAGAAGCGCAAUAUCUUCUGAUGGGACCCAUACUCCUGGAAAGCUCUUUGACAGAAAUUCGAGGAGGAGGAGAAGUAGGGGGGUCCGUGACGUAAGUGGCUCUCAUGACAUGGCCCGCGAAAAGUACCAGAGCUUUACUCAGAACGGUACAAUGAGCAGUUUGUCAUCAAUCCAAAGCAGGGAUGUCGAGAUGGAUGGGGACUUCAUGAGGGUCUCCGUUUUGGAGGAGGCCCCCACUUCUGUUGCUUUGCAGAAGACACCCGUUUAUCCGUGGGACAACAGCAGUGUUAUUUCAGGAGCCUCAUUUUCUCUGGACAGAGUCUCAGAAAUAGAAAAUGAUGUUUGUUCUAUGAGCAGGUCAAGUCGGCGUAGUAGUCGAAGCCCCUCCUCUAGAAAGAGGUACAGGAGACCAGACCCAUCUUCUUUAAGGUCCCACCCUACAUCACUCGCUAGUUCCAUUGUGAGUCUUCAAAAUAAAGAUGCUCAUGUAGCUUCUUACCCUGCUGUGUCAGAAGUGUCUUCAACCAAUGGAGUGGAAGACACCACAGCUUUAUCCAAAAAGGAAACAUGUGUCUAAUUCAGUUUGCUCUUGGUCUUAAAAUAUGAGUCUAUUGCUUGUGUGUUUUUGCAAGUUGUUUUUGGUUUAUAUAAAAUUACUUGCCUGUACUUUUCUGUGAUGCUAGGAAUUUAUUCUGUGUCUUUUACUACUAUGAUGGUUGAAUGACUGAUUGAGCUUUGCUGUACAUAUGAGUAUGUAUUAUAUUGUAGAAAAGAAGACUAAAGAAGCAUUCUUUGCCCCUAGUGGCAGGAAAAUUAGUAGGAUGCUUACGGAUGCCAUAUGCUUUAAUUUAUACUGGUGCAUGAAAAGCACAUUGUAUCAAAACAUAAUUUGCUGCCAUCUUCCCUAUUUCUAAGUGAAUUGUAUUUAUGUUGCCAUGAUUUUUCUCCCACUUGUCCUAUUAAGUACAAUGUUAAUUGUCCCUUUGAGUACAAUUUUAACAUCAAUCAAAUUGUCAUUGAUUUUCGAGGUGAUGUCAGCAGGUAUACAGUCCCACCAGGUAUAAUCCCACCAGGUAUAAUUCCCAACAGAUAUACACUAUUUUAUUUUAUUUAUCUAUACGCGGAUUCCCAGCAAGUAUAAAUCCCACCAGAUAUACACGUAUUAAUAUUAGAUUUUUUUGUGUCUCAGCAAGUAUAAUUCCCACCAGGUAUACAUCCCAAUAGGUAUAAUUCUCACCAGGAAUACAUUAGAAGAAAAACAACUAAAUGAUUGAUUACAAUGGGGCAUGAUGACAGCUUCGACUCGAGCGCAUUCCCUGCAGGAAUUGCACUCCCAAUGAAACUGCCUUCGCUAGCGGGUGGGUGAUUCCGUGCGUAGGGGCCGUUUUAGCUACCUUAGAAAGUCACAUAAUCAAUCUUGCUUGUUCGGCCAGGCACGCAACUCGCGUUUCAAUCGUUAUUCAAGUUGCGCUACUGUAUACAGGGGCAGGAGCAACACUAGGUUCGUCCAAUGUUUGUCUGUUUGCAGACGUCUUCUAAAGGAAAACGAAUAAAGGUCGAACAGACGUUGCAAAUUCAGCCAUUAGAUGAGAAGAAAAUCUACCUGGGGCUUCGCGACUUUAGAAACAGAGAGGCGCUGUUCAACUAGCGUGCCGUGCAAAUUUAUUCCAAAGAAGGUAAAUAAAAUGGGUGUAUAUCUGCUGGGAUUUAUACUUGUUGGGAAUCCGUGUAAAUAACAUUAAAAUUAAAUAGUGUAUAUCUGGUGGGAAUUAUACCUGGUGGGAAUUAUACCUGUUGGGAUUAUACCUGUUGGGAUUAUACCUGGUGGGACUGUAUACCUGCUGGGGUAACCCCUGAUUUUCUUUUGGUUGGCUUUUGCUACGUGCCAUUUUGUCCCUUGAAUUGAGACUGAAAUCUCAAACCACUUUGGUUGAAUUUACAUUCACUGACUGUAUUUUCAUGACUGGCCCCUUUCAUUUUUUAAUUCAGACUGUUUCUAUUUUCAACAGAUAUUAUUUUAAUAAAAUUUAAAAGGAGGCCACAUAAUAAUUAACUUCCCUGACUGGAUUUUAACUGAUGAUAUUAUUAUCUGUACAGACUGAUCAUAGCGCUGCCUGUUUAGUUGUGUAAUUUGUAAUUAUUGUUGAUAUAUAUUUUUUCUUUUUUUUAAGGUGAGAAAGUUUUUGAUGCUUUACUGUGAUUAUUUUGUUUUUAUGUACAACUUCCUUGUUUUUAUAUUCUACAUCUUAUGUAUACAACUGCCAUUGAUGUAGCAUGCAUAGGAUGAUGCAUGAUUUGAGUUCUGUAAUACUUAAAAUCAAGUGUUCUGCUCUGAAUGAACAAAUAAAGAGCUUUUGUUAUUGUUUA
Thrips palmi is the source of this 6279-nucleotide messenger RNA. It is a transcript of the gene Remo, whose product is annotated as adhesion G protein-coupled receptor A3. The record is from RefSeq and is a predicted model, not a curated record. NCBI's taxonomy places the organism in Eukaryota, Metazoa, Arthropoda, Insecta, Thysanoptera, Thripidae. The transcript is spliced from 17 exons. Gene Ontology annotation, molecular function: protein binding; G protein-coupled receptor activity. Gene Ontology annotation, cellular component: plasma membrane. The coding region runs from base 182 to 4489 and encodes 1435 amino acids. Gene Ontology annotation, biological process: G protein-coupled receptor signaling pathway; cell surface receptor signaling pathway.